AUGAGAGGGAUUAACGACGGAGCAGAGCCGCGGCUCAUUGCGGAAAAGCCGACUGCAGACUGGCGUGGAGACGCACCGUGAGGGGAACGGGCUCCAUAGCGUACAGCAGCGGAAUCAAACCGCGGUGACCACAAUGUAAGUUGCUCCCGAGCUGCAACUCAUUAAGGCAUGUGAGGGAGAAGAGGGGGUCCUGGUGUGGUUGCAUGUUUUAUGUUCUGCCUUUUAUCACUGAUUGAUAGAUUUAAACACAGCUCCGAAAAUAUUCCUUAAAGUGUCUCAUUUAUAGGCUCCCCCUCUCAGGUGUUGCUACAAAGGGCCUUGGCAAGCUUCUCUCAUUUUCAGUGACAUAGCGUGAUGCACUGUCUCCGUGAUAGACAUGAAUAAUAAGGGCUAAAGCAAGCAGAGGUUUCUCCUCUGGAGCAUUAUCCGCUCCGUUCAAGUCACUCUCAACCUCGACUUGUCUGGCUUUUACAGGUCCAUCCACAUCGUGGCUCUGGGCAGCGAGUGCCCCGGAGGAGUCGGACCCGGUGAGGAGAUCAUGGGGCAGGGGCAGCUGCAGGGAGGCCUGCUGUGGAGCUACUUGGGUCAUGGAGCGCUGGUGGGACCAUGCGACCUGGAGAGCAGUCUGCACAACCCAGCCUUCAUGGAGUAUACAUCACGUGUGUUUGGAGAUGUUACUGUGGUGGUGCGGGAUUGUCCCAGUUGGGUAAGGGGCUGAUGAUGGUGUGUUUGUUUGCAGAGACCAACAUGUGACUGAGAAGCAUUAAUUUCCAUUUUUCUCAUUCAUGUCUUUGUGGCUAAUUUGCAUCAUUAAGUACUCUCAAACAUCAUGUGUACAUCCUCCUGCUGGUGUGCCACCAUUACAGACUUGAUUUGUAGAGGAAUGAUAGAGCAGCUAAGACGCCUAAAAUACCGCAAAUAUGUUGUAAUUGUUCCAGUGCUGUCAUUGCUAAAGAGCUUGCAUCACUUCACCAUAAAGCUGUGUACUUUUCCCCCCUGCCUGUGUUUCAAAUAAGAAGUACAAUAAUUCCUAUUCCAAGGCUACUUGCCUUCCAGCGCUGAUUCAGGCUUUAUAAAAAUGUCUCUAUUCUUAGGAGGACUCUAUUUUAAAAUGCACUGCACAGAAAGAACCUGAUGAAAGAACUUUUGUUCUUAAUAGCAUAUGAAUGUGAAAUGAAAGCACUGUUAUGAUUUGGUAGCAGCACUGUAUGGGUCCUAUUAUGGGGCUGUCUCACCCUGUCAGAGCUGGUGCUAGGUGGAGGCUGUCAGUCUAACUCUUUGUCUCUGCUCUUUUUUUUUUUUUUUUUACUCUGAUUGCUCACAGUUUUCUGAACAGUUGUUUUUUCCUGCCUAAUGAAUUGAAUCAGGUUGGUUUAGAUUGAGAAAGUUGCCUAGUGCAGGUCCUCAAGGGGGUAAAGUCCCAAGAGCCGCACAGUGGUAAUUAUACUUGCAGAGACUGAGAAGGAAAGGGGAAGGGUUAUCUGAGGUAGAAGUCUUGGUAUGCGGACAAUCCCCAGCAUUGCAUUUCUCACGUGUGUCCUCCUCUGACCUCUUUCUAUUUCUAUUUGUUGCUCUUUUUUUGGGCUUUUUCAGGACCUGUUGGACAGUGACUGGGCCAGCGUUCGGAAAGUUCUUGAGCAGGCGGAUAUUCUGGUCAUCAAAUAUUCAGUCACUGACAAGCUGGCUUUCCAGCAGGUCAGGAACGGCUACGCCCCGAGACUGCGCCCACUCCUGAGGCACUGGGGUGUACCUGUCAUCCUGGUUGCUGUCGGUGCACGGCUGAAUGGUGAGGACGUAUUUUGUAUUAUGUUUUCACUGGAGUCAGGUAGAGUUUGAAUUUGCCAAGAGUGCCUUGACAACUGAUCUUUCCUCUUGAAGUUUGUCAUUGUUUAACCUGAAAAGAAGAGUUUUGAAGGCAGUGAAUGAAAAAUGUCGCGCUUGCAGUUAUUAAACUCUAAAGGUUACUUGUGGUUAGUGAGCCGUUGAACCUAGGUCUUUGAGUUUGAUCUUAAGAUAUUGUCUUGUCUCUCUGGUUUGGCCUGUGAGAUCACUGUCUGGCCCUGUGUCCUCAAGUGCGUCCUCCUUGCACAGGGGAGGAAGCUCAUGAUUUAAUCUCCCUCACUGCCUCCAGGCUGUCAGCUUACAUGCUCCCCGCAGAAAACCCACCGAAUAAAGACACACUCAGUAUUUUUUGUCUCUCUAAACCAACAAUUAGACAAAAAACUGUGACAGCGCUUCAGUAUUCACUCCCAUGGCUCAAAAGUCCACCAAACAUUUGCAGUUCUUUAAGGAGAAGCUGGGCUUUAAUAGAGGCUGCUUAUCACAGAGAAUCGAUUCUGGGUGUGUUUGUGCACACACACACGCUGACCCUUCUUGAAUCCAGAUGCGGUAAACAAGCUCAUCAAAUACACCGGGUUGUAUUUUUAGCCUGUCUGCUCGACAUACUUUGAGAACUUGUCAGAGCUGCGCUGCAGAAUGAUCACAGUGUGAAUCAAGUGUGUGCCAGAGAGACUUGAGGAAGAGAGACAAUCGGUACCUGUAGACUAGAACCUUUGUUUGUCUUUCUGAGUGUGGCUGCCGUGAGUAUUUUCAUGCUAUCCCCUCAUGAAUGCAGUGAAUGACGGCUGAGCUCAGAGCGCUUCCUGCUGCUUGGCUUUAGACCACCUCAGGCACAGCGGUGGCAGAGGGAGAGAGCGCUGCUACGUGCAUUAAUGCAGCCAUUAAACCAGCGCUGAACGCAGGAGCACACACAGAUUUAACCAAGGGCACGCACUCACCCUCACACACGCUUACAAACAUAGCACUGAUAUGCCAAGUCACUGCCGUCAGACACACACUCUGCUUCUCUCUCUGCUCCUCUCUCUCUCUCUCUUCCACACACACACACCCUCUCACACACACACUAUCUGUCUGGCUCCUUCUCUGUGUCAUGCCUGUAGGUUAUUAGCAGUAUGAUUUAUCAAAUGCCCCGGCACUUAGCUGCAUGUACCGCUCGUCCUCUCUUUCGCUCUGGCUCCCUCCUUCUUUGUGCAGCUUUUUCUCUCCUUUGAGCUAAUCCCUCCAAAUUUCUUGUCGGAUUCUGUGUUUUUGGUCCCCAUGCACACAUGCCACAGCCCUGCUGGUUCUAGUGCACAUGCUGUUGCACAAUUCAUGUUGAAUUAGAUCAUUGAUCCGCUCUCUUGAGAAGAGAAUUCUUUGUUUUUUCCUCAGACUUGUGUGAGGAUGUAAAAAUUAAGGCAUGCAAGGGCAAAACAAAUCACUACUACUACUGCUACUAAAAGACAAAGAGCAAGAACUGAUGGCAUUUCAGGAAACAACAAUUAUCUUUCACAAAAGGGAAAAUUUAGACACAUGCUUGCUUUUUACGUUAUCUCUCUCUGACAGGAUCAGAUCUGAUGGUUGCAGUCUGCAAAUAGAUCAACAGAAUACAACCACAACAGUGUUAAGUAGAGCUGGGCGAUAUGGGAAAAAAGUUCAUCACAAUAUAUUUUUUUCAUAUGAGUCGAUUCCGAUAUAUAUCACGAUAUAAAAAAUGAAAUUUAACAGUGCUUAUUGGUAGCAUGUCUUUUGAAAUACAAUAAGCUCCUGCAUCUGUGAGGUCUUUGUGUCUCUUUGACGUUUUGUCGUAAGGCGUUGCGCUAGCGCAGUGGUUCUCAAGUCCAGUCCUCGAGGCCCACUGUCCUGCAUGGUUUGGAUGUUUCCCUGCUCCAACACACCUGAUUCAAAUGAUCAGCUCGUUAUCAAGAUCUGGAAUGGCUUGAUAACGAGCUGAUCAUUUGAAUCAGGUGUGUUGGAGCAGGGAAACAUCCAAACCGUGCAGGACAGUGGGCCUCGAGGACUGGACUUGAGAACCACUGCGCUAGAGAAAGUGGACUGAAUGAUCGGCUGUUUCAGUACAGGCGCCAUGGGCUCCUUGCUUCGCUCAGGGUUUGUAACCCUUUGCAUUGUGCAUGCUCUCCCGCGUGGCACUGCUUCAGGUGAUGAAAAAGAUUUGAGGUAUUCCCUGACUUUGCGGGAACAUGUACUCAACAUAAUUCGCAGUGCACAUUACUCUGCAUUUUCGUGCCGAUGUCAUCAUCUGUUGAGCGUUCAUCUGCAUUUCUGUCAAGGGUAGCACUCAUUUUCUUCUUUUCUCACCGACAGUGCUGUCGGCUUCACGUGUCAAAGUGCUAUGGUUGCGUGUCGCUGCAGCCUGCUACUACGCAGUUGUUUGCUUCUUGAUUCCAAGUCAGCACAUGAUUGGUUCAGCUCAAAGCAGACCCAGAGCAACUCCCCUUUUCAUUGGCUAUUCGUAUAGUCUACCAAAACAUGGCAGAAUGCCGACUACUGAAAAGCAUAUUGACCAUGUCUUAUAUUGGUAUAUAGGGAAAUCAAUUUUGAAUAUAGAUCGUUAUCGUUUCAUCGCCCAGCCCUAGUGUUAAGUCUGUUCACAACUGUUUACAACACAACACCUGCUCUCCUGUGUGACGCUAACACAGCAGUGGCUAAUUAAAUGAAUGAAAAAUUAUUAUGAUUUCUGUCUUCAGAAUGUGUUUUGAGCCAUUUCUGGUCAUGGUCUUUAAAAAUUCUGGAUCAAAAUGUGCUGGAAGUCAAAUACAGCAGUAUUUUUUAAAUAUAUAUUAUUACUAUUACCAGCCUUAAUAGCAUGCUAAACCUUAACUCUCAAUUUACACCAGGUCUGAACAUCCUUAUAGACAUAACAUCACAUCAGAAGUGGAAUUGUAUAUCGUUUUUGAGUAACUUAAAAAACCCUGAAUAUAGUCUGAGUAAAUGAAAUCCUGCUCUCUGUGUGUCCAGAUGAAGGCCCACCGUGUACAUGUCCACUGUGUGCCUCUGACUGGAGCAGCUGUGUGCCCCACAGCGAAGGUCUGCAGCUGUCUAGAGACCUGGGGGCCACCUACCUGGAGUUGCCCUCGCUCAACCAUGUGUUCGUCGGUCGUUAUUUUGGCAGUGUGGUGAGUGGUCAAGUGCACUUAAAAAUGGUUCACAGAGUUUUAUUUUUAAAAGUUUCUGUCAUUGAACAGUUUUGAGAAAAGUGAGAGAUCUUUGCAGCAAUCCUGUAAUUCUAUUUUAUUUUUUGAGUCACUGUGUUUUCGUGCUCAAAUCAAGCUUUAGCAUAAAAAUGUCUGCGCUUACACUGUCUGUUUAACUGGUUGAUCUCUUCACUUAGACUGGUGUAAUGCUCAGUCAAGGAGUGAAAAAAGUACCUGUGCUUUCUGUGUCUGAAAUAACAUGACUAUCUUUAUAUACUGCUUUUAACCAAACAUGUGUAUGCUUCUAUUAUUCAGCUGGAGUACUUCAUGAUUCAGUGUCUGAAACACAAAGCCAAAGAGAGGCCAGAGAAGAGGAGAGCAAACAAAGUGAACGAGCUCCGUCCUCCUCACUUAGAACAACCAGGUCAGAGGACGACGAUGGUGUUUAAAAAUUAACCAUGUUUUUGUUUUAAACAUGCACAUUUUUUGUCUCGUUACUUUCUACAGCCAGUUCCCAACCCCUUGUUUAUCAAAUUUUAAACAUGUUGUUUCACAGGUGGCAUUUUUUCGAAUCUUUUAGUUUUUUAUUAUAUUAAAUACUUGUUGUUCUUUUAUUUUGUACUUGAAUGGACGGACAGGGUUGUUUCUUCUUCUAUGGCACUACAAAAAGAGCUGAGCACAAAGGUUUUAUUCAGAUCAAUAUUCUCUGUUCCACACUGGAAAUAAGAAGAGAGACAAAGAGCUAGGUAGACCACUUUCAUUCAGUGAUGCUCAGAUCAAUUUGAGACUGAGCUCUCCUCAGCAGCAGACACUGAGUAUUUAGUUCUGAAGGCGGCUCGGUGAUUCAGUUUGGAGACAUGAAAGGAUUAUUCAGCAGUCUCAUCAUUGCCCUUCUUUUUAAGAGAUCAGGUAUUUAAAUACCUGAGGUCUACUAACAUCUUUUGGGGAGUUAUUUUUAAAGAUGUUUUUAACUAUUGUGCACAAUACUGAAGUAGAAAUCAGCUUUGGAAGAUUAAGUUUAAGCUUGCAGCAUGAAAUUACUCUUAAGUUAUUCUUUUCUUGUUCAGUCUGACUGCAGUAAAUGCUCAAGGAUGCUGAGUCAAAAUCAACAAAACCUUCUCUCGUUUUAAAAACAGAGAUUUUUCAAUAAUUGAUUAAUCAUUUAAACUCUAACAUAGCUUAAUUAGAUCAUUUCAAUAAUUUCAGAUUAAAUUUUAAUCAAGCCUGAAAACACACCACUGAACCCCCAUGUUUUUUUUUUUUUUUUAAAUGAAAGACUUUGAUAAAAAAGAAACUUUGUCCUCCUCUCUCAAGGACAGCCACAUAUCUCAAACACAAAAUACUACACAUGAGGAGAGAUACAUGACGGAGCCAAUUAUGAUCAGAAGACCCUCAAACUCAAAGAGUCACAAAAUUUCAGUUCACAGCAGAGCAGCAGAGACACAGCAACAUUAAUCAUGGUUACAAAGAUUAAAAGGAUGAAGCCAAGCUGGAGUACUCUGCUGCUUUUUCUUUGUGUUAAUGUUAUUAUGUUUUAGUCUGUGGAACUAUUUCACCUAAUUGGCUUAUAGACAGCCUGAUUAAAUCUGUAAGAGGCUGCCAUUCUUAAGCGCUGGAUGUUGCUUCAAAUUAAAAACUUUCUGCGUGCCGUAUUAAAAGUGCGCAAUUAAAAUUACUCUAGCUAGAAGCAAAACUCACAAACCACAAAUACACUAAGUAGUAUAAUUGAUUUACAAAAUGGGAUUAGUUCUGAUGUUCCAGUAUCAAGAUACAUCCCCCCCUCCUCCUCUUGCCUGAAAACAUUGGUCCUUAGUGUGUUAUCACUGAUUUUUUUUACAUAAUAAACCACCAGAAAAUAUUUACAGGAGCUAAACUAUGGUUAAUUCUUGAUUUGACCACUUUGCCACCGUGUGUGUGUCUGCAUUUGACGUAAUGAUUGAUGGCUUCUGGUGCAGCCACAGAGGCAGCAAGUGCUGGUAGAUUUAUUGGUGCCCGUCCAAGCUACUUAGUUGUACUUACAGUGUAGCUUGAAUUAAAUAUGAAGUGCACUGACUCAGGAACAGCACAAUUUGCACAGUCAGAUCUGAGCAGCUAUAAAAGUAGAGAUGAGGUCUACAGAGAUGCAGUGUGUAGUAGGCAUGAAUAGGAAUAUAAUAGGUCUGUGAUUUGUAAAGCCCCUCUCUCUCCCACCUGGUAAUCAUUCUGGUUUAGAGGUCUGUCACUUUUUACGAAUCUGAAUUUAUGAGGGCAUGCAGCACAAAGCACAGUUUUUCCUCAUUCUAUUCGAUGGAAUAUUUUUACAUUGCUUGCUGAUGGAGUUUUCCACCUCUGUUUUUUGAUUGCUACAUUUGAUGCCGUUACUGUUGCAGUCAGUUUACUGCAAAUCAAUCAAACAUGUAGAAGCAAUUCUUCUCAAAAUGAGGCUUUGUCUCAGUGUUCACAGUACCCCAGAUUACCUCAAAUAAAUCUUUUAAAUUAAAGACAAAAAACAGGGUAGCAACAUGGUUUUCAUCUUCACAGUUCUGUCAUCAGCGCAUGUCCACUGAGCAAUAGACGGCUAUCAGAUAUCUAGUUUCUUUGAGACCUAAUUUCAACCGUCUAGAUUCUGUUUAUUUUUAGACAGAAUUUAGAUGUUGCACUUCAACCCAUUAUUCUAUAACUAUUUAUUUCAAAAAGCAACUGUGAGUUGCAUAACUGAUCUCCAAGUACUGAACUAAAAUAAUUAUGAUAGCUGUUAAGUGAUAUACAGUUAGACCUCUGUUAGCCAGCUAGUCUAAACUUGGUUCUAAAUUUAGACGUCUAAAAAACGUUAAUUUUUAGACCUGUGGUAGCCUGAUUUCAGACCAGUUGUCUAGGCUACAUUUAGACGUCUAUUAGAACUCUUAUAGACCAAAAAAAAUGCUGAGUGGGUAAGAAUAUCUAGAAUUUUUGACCAACUCAAACUAUUGGACAGGGCACAGCCUGAUGUUUGUCUCUGCCAGCCCUCACUUUUUGUUUAAGUGAUCUUUCUUACUCUGCCAAGAUAGAUGAGUCUCAAACUUCUUGAUUGAAAAGAGAGGAAACCACAAGCAGCCAUUAGAUUUAUGAAAAGUAAAUGACAACACACAAUGUUUUGAACACAAAAGUUUUUGCUUUUAUUUUUGGUUAGACUGAAUUGCACUCUCAUCCUUCAUGUCCUUUCUUUCCCCUUUCAGCCCGUCUUCCACCCAUCCGGGUAGAAGAGUCCAGCUUCUCCCAGGACAUGCAGUGGCUUCUGGAGCGUGGUGUGCAAUUUGCCGAUGUGGCUUUCUAUGCAGGAGACUCUGGAAAAGAGCUCGGGUGGGCGCAUGCAGCCGUGCUGUGUGCUGUGAGCCCAUACUUCAGACAGCUGCUUCUGGGGCCAAAGACCAGGUAGGGGAGAUAUUAGCUCACUCACAGAAUUACGCUUAACAAGCUUUUUCAACACCUGAGCCUGUAGCCAGCAGGUGCUCAUCUCUCUCUCUCUCUGCAAACUCCUCUGUAGUGUGACUGUGAAUGAAUUUGUGAUGAAUUUCGUCUUUGCUUGGAUAGGGAACGUCCACAGUCACGGUGUGUUUGCAGAGAGCGGGAUGGAGGCCCACAUUCGCUGCUCUCCACCUGGGACGGGGGGAUUAUUGAUGACAUGCCUCGAUCAGAGGGCCACCUGACAGGACGCCUCUCUCGCCUGGUGGUGAAAGACCCCCUCCUGUGCAUGUGCCUGUGGGAGACUCUCAUGUUCAUAUACAGAGGUAAAAACUAUCAGCACACUUGGAUACAGCUGACCAGACAAAAACUAAAACCUGGCUGAGAAAUUCUCCACUGUUACCUUUACUUUACUUUUUACUGUUUGCAUUAUUCUGGCACAAUGUGGAACUUUUUUGUUGUUUGCCAGUCUGAUUCAGGAUCCAGUACUUUUUGCUAUAUUUCAUAUUUUGCCAUUUUAAAAAGAGCAAUAUCUGUCAAUGAAAAUGACUUUGCAGCAUGGCAACAGUAGAUAGGGCUUCUAGAGAGCUGACCAAUCUGAAGAAAAUUACCAUUUUGUCACGUAUUCAGUUAUAUACCUAUAAAUCAGAACAAUUAAAAAUGAACCUUUGUUGGUUCUUUGUAAAUCAUGAAUAUUUCUUAAGCAAUCCACUCUCUGGUUGUUGAUUCAGUUCUGGUGAAAGUGGUUCCUUUGGUGUUAGAUUAUGUCAUGUCAUUUUUGAGUUCAUCCAGGGUGAAUCCUUGUGAGUACAAUGAUGACUAUUAUAUUACUGUUUAAAGACUCUCUAACCCAAACAACACCUCCACAGUCUCAUCCUCAUUAGAUCGAAUAAGUCGCACAAACUGAAGUUCUGGCAUUGGAAUCAGUUGCACAGGGAGUGCCAAAUACAAAGCUGAGACUAGAAUACAAAACUGGCCCCAAAAACAGCGGCCAGCGUUGGUUUUUGUUCACAGAAAUCUGGAUGUCUGAAUCGGUUUACUCCAUCACACUGGAUUAUUUCUAGUUGGUUGGAUUUGUGAAGCUAUCUCCACUCAGCGUGGUGAAUGUCAUGCAUUUUUUAUGACACAGUCUUUCUGAUACUUCUUGGCUUUUCUCUGCUUUUAUGUUAUCACCCUUUAAGACACAUCCUGAACAUUAGUACUGAGAUUUGAAUACACUGAACAGACCUGGAUUGACUGUUGGAGUAUGGCAGCUCCAUUCACUGAAAAGAGUGAUUCAUUUUUUCAGUUAUUUAGAUGUGAUGAUAAAUGUUUCCUGGCAGCGAAAAGCAGCUUUUCUACAAUUGGGUCUGGUCCAGUGAUCCAUUAUGGUGAGGAACACGGAUCGAUCAAAUUGAAAGUGCUUGAUUGUAGGCAGCCAUAGUAUUUUCAUCUGUGACUUGAUUAUUCGAACUGUGAUCACUCACUUCUUUCUACUCAGUAUUUUGACACUGAUACCUGAGGCCCAUCAUGUUUUAUCUUAUUUAAAAGUAUGAAUGCAUGGAUGUAUGGAUGGAUGAGAAUAUCAUGAUCCCAGUUGAAACAAAUGAAAGAGGACCCAAACGCAGGAUGACAAAAAAAGGGUUUAUUCAAUAAAAAGAACCAAACAAGAAGCAACAAAAACUUAGUAGAAAAUGUCCAACUCAAAAAUCCAAAAUCCAAAAAAUGCACUGGAGUAAAACCACGAGGAGAUACUGGAGACAUCCACACACACACACACACACACACACAGGGCACUGACAUACAAUGAACCGACCAAGAAAAAGGGGAAGACAAGGACUAUAUAUAGACGGGUUUCUGUGCAAUGUCAUCGCAGGGUGCGCAGCCUUGGGUUAGAAAGCGGUACAUUUCUUAUUUGUUUACUAGCGGGGUCAACGGAGAAAGAAAAUGACAAGGAGCUGUUGUUCUGUAAACUGCACGCAUCGGCAAAACAAGCAAUCGGCAAACAUUACAACCCUGCUCCUGAUAUCAGAAACAUCAAAAACAACGUCACAAUCUGGUAAAUUGAGUGAAAUUCAUGGAUAUUUCAGCAAGUGUUUCUCUGAUUUUGAUGCAAUGAAAGACUGAGCGAUUUUUCAAUGAAAUGAUAUUUUAUUGCAGUUGUGUCAGGGAGAACUUGCAAACAAUACGGCAUCUUCACUGAUAUCAGUUCACUCCGAAGCAGGCUUUUGCCCCAUGGUUGCGCGCACACUUGGGCUGUGUCUGAAAUGAAUCACUCAAUCCCUAACCCCUAACCCCCAUAUGGGAUUUUACUAUAUAGUUGACUAUGUAGUGAACUUAAUCACCAGAGGUUUCGGACACUACAUGGCAUGAUGCAAUGCAUGACGGGAUGCCCACCACCGGUGAGUGACCAUCCGAUGGUCACUACAUUUAGCAAUGCUUUAUGGGAAAUUUUGAGUUGCCUAUAUAGGGCACUGGAAUUGAUUACUGAGAUUUCGGACACCCCUCAAAAUGGCGCUAACCCCCAUGUAGUCACCUAUAUAGAGGUUAGGGAUCCAUUUGGGACACAGCCUUAGUAUUGUUUGUACACGAGAAACCCGUCUAUACAUACAUAGGGAAACGAGCAACAGGAGGCAGGUGAGACACAGAGACACAGGUGCAGAUAAUUACUAAGGAGGGAAAACUGAGGAAGUAAAACAAGACUAGAAACACAGGGAAUAAACUACUACAAAAAUAAACAGGAAACACUGAAAACUGAUAGUGAAUAAAACACUGAGGGGAACUGAGGUCAGACACAAACUGAAAACUCACAAGACAGGACUGCAGGGGAACAGGGACAAUAGGGCACAGAAACACUCGGAAAAAUCACAAAGAAAAUACACUCAAAAGACCAAAACUAGGGGAAAACCAAAUACCAGAACAUAUAUCAUGACAGGAAAACUGAACUUGCAUCAUUUUGAAAGCAAGCAGAGCUAACAAGGACUUUUUCCAGUGGCCCAGCAAAUGACAGCCGCUGAGAUUCAGAUGUCAUGUUAAAUCGAAGUCAACUUACAUUUACUCUGAUAAACAUGAACACAUGUACGGACAAAACAUGCAACCAUCACAGAUGCUUGUGCAGAUGUUGCAUCAAGCAUGUUCCAGUUGCGUAUAAAGCCCGGUUAAAGAGCUGUGUGACACAUUCUCAGCGACUUCAGCACUGUAAAGAAAAUCUUCUCCCAGUCUGCAGUGCUGCGCCUGCUGCAUGUAAGAUUGCAGCUGCUCAUGCAUGCAAGCUCAUCAUCACAAGCUGCAUAUCGUGCAGGAGUCCUUAUGGCAAGAAGCUGCACUCACACCUGAUUCAUCGCUGCCGCUUAACAUGUAUGGGAGCAGCAAUGAUGGUCUGAGGAAACGCUCAUGUGCACACUCACACACAUAUUCACCAGAGGCUGACACACAAAUGCGUUCACUGCGUAUGAGUGCGUGUGUGUGCUGGAGAAGGAUGAGCAAAGAAGGGAAGAAGAUUAUAGGGUUAGACUGAGUCUCCAUGAGUGGUGGUAUGAAUAAGAAUAAGAGAGAGAGAGUUUGUCAGACAGAGGGCGUGGUGUUGACGCUUGUGCACAGGUAUUAAAGUACUUGUGCAGAUUUUUUUUUACAGUAGGAGAGGAGAAAUAUGAAAAGCAAAGUGGAAAAUUGAGGACAUGACAGAGCUAAGAUGGAGGGAAAAUAUUUGGUCGGUGGGAGAGCAGGGUAGUAGAGCAUGCAGCUAUAGUGUGUAUGUUUGUGUAAGUGUGUAUGUGUCGGUAUGUGUGGAGCGAACAGCAGAAACAGGAGCAUGUGGGCAUGUGCUCUGCAGAAUACCAAUGUCACGUUUCUACUCCUGAAACACCGCAGGGAGUCGGUGUGAAGCCUUGUGUGAUGUAAUAUAAUGUUAACCUUCAACAUGGCGGGUCUGACUGUAUGUUUAAAGCAGAUGACCUCACUUUACAGUGUGGGUGCGUGUCUCUAUUAGCGUGCUUUCCCGGACUGGAUAAUCAGAUGUGAGCGUUUGCCUUCCCUGCCCACAGAGAGAUCCAGACCAAUAUUGGAUGUUCAAUCUGUAAAUCCACAUUGUGCCGCUCUCGGCUUUCCCAGAGAAGGGACAAAUAUCUUCCACUGGCGAUGUAACUCAAGUCUUUUGUCAGUUGUGUCUCAAUAUAUUGGUUUGACAGAGCUAAUUUCCAUAACAAUAUCAUGUUUCUGCGUCAUACUUGCAUUCCACACAUUAUGUUUUUUUCAUUCAGUGUGUACGGACAGUCACAGAGGCCGUGACUUAUCCUGUAUGAUGUUAACACAGUGAGACUCUGUCUCCUUGUGUGCUGUGCAGCUGAAUCAUUGCGUUUGUCACUUGGUUGCUUUUAUGUGUGUGUGUCUGUUUAGCACAUGCUCUUAAAUAUAUGACACAGAGGAAUUAUGUCUGUUUGGAGUUACUUUUGUCUCAUUAGCAGCUACAGUUAAAAAUACAGGUCUGUCAUUUUUUGGACAAAUGACCACAAACUGUACUUUUUUAUGACCUUGUCAGGGCUGUUCAAAAAAGAAAGGUUCAGUUUUCAGGUUUCUGUGUCUGGCAACAUGGUACGUCAGCAGCACACCUCCUGAGCUAAUCUGUCGCUGUGCCUAUGAGGUGUCAGCGCCACGUUAUUAUCCGACAGCGUGUGCUGAGGUAAUCCCUCUAUCAGCCCAAAUACCGUCAUUAUGAACUAAUGAUGAGAUAAAUCCUGUCCAGUCCAGCUCCCUAUUCCCCACACUGUCUGUUUACAUCCCAAAGAGACAGAGUGCAUCAGCUAAAUCAAGCUGCAGGGCUGUGCAGGCUCCAUGAAGACAUCUUCAGCUAAAGUGAAUGAAAGCAGCAUAGUUGUUUCCUGCAUAAUAAUAUGGAGGGAGGAAUUUUUCUGCGUUUUAAAACAAGUUCUUUUUGUGUCUUGCUGCAAGUUCUUGGUAUCUUACUCGUGUUAUUUUUUAUGGCAUGAACUGUGUUUCACAGCACAGAUUGUUUUUCCUAGUGUUACUACCAUAAAGCUGACAGUUUAUUUGUUGAGGAUAGCAUAUAUUGAGUAAGCAUCUUGAUAAAUGUUUGUUGGACGGCUCCCAAAAAGGUUCAUGUAAGUCCCUUAGAGGUUCUAUAAAUCCUACUCCUCUUGGUGAUCUCAUAAGGUUUUCAUGAGUGUUUUCAACAAAAAAAAAAUCAACCUCAGCCAAAUAAGUCCCCUCUCUUUUAUUGUAUCAUAAGCUUGAAUUUUCAAUUUGAAAUUUCAGCUCUUUGGUUUAUUAUUUUCCCAUAAGCAUCAGCCUGACUUUACUGUUGUAUCUAGCAAAAGCUAAAUUCACAUCACUCGCUGUUGUGAAGUCUGUUUGCCUUGUAGCACUGUGAUAGUACCUGUCAUAAAAACCUGUGAAAGCUUAAGGCUGGCUGCAUGAUUGUUGCUAUGAUUGUUUAUAAAGCAUUUGAUGGCUGUGAUUUGAAUGGAAUAGCUUUUUUUUCCAACUGUCUACUGGGAAAAGAUAAAACUAUUACAAAUACGCACCUGAAAUGAAUAAAAGAAAGGCUUUACUACCAACCAGUUGACCUUGAGGCUAGACUUGAGAUCAUUAUUUAGAUUUACCAUUUUUCCACUGAAAAGACAUUCUGGUCUCGAUCUUGAACACUUUUGAAACAUGGACUGAGUGUCCCGACCGCAACCCGCAUGAAUUAUAUAAGCAGACAUAUUUUAGAACAAGCAAACUUUGUCAAAACCAGGUCCUGAGUGCUCCGAGUAAGGUGGUGUGGGUGGUGAGAGCACGGUGCCAGCUGGAAUAAAAAGAGUUUGUCUGUGUGUCUUUUUUUGUAAACUGUACUAUUGUGGAUGUUUUGUAGGAGCGUGGGAGUGGGAACACCUCCAGGAGGCCCUGGAGGAGAAGCUGAAGAAUUCACUCGCUGUAGCUCAACUUAUGGAGCGCAUACGAUCCCUCAUUGGCAGAGACAGGGUGAGAGUGUUCGUGUGAAAAAUCACCUCUUUUACUUUACACAAAAAUCGCACCGCUGUUUUUUAAAAGGGAUAUUCCGGCAUAAAAUUAAGUUAGGGUCAAUCACACCAUAACACAGAGUUAGACACCCCGUCAAGAGAUGAAUGUUGCCAACUGCUUGCUUCUCUAGUUAUACCAACUUUAGUAACGACCACACGAUAGCAAUACACAGUGGCCUGAGGAGCCACACACAAACCUCAACCAAAACGCCCCUUUAUAGCCACAAAUAAUGCUCAGAACAGCACCUAACUUCAUCAACAGUACAUAUAGGGUCCCAGCCACAGCACUAGCCACCAAACAUCUUUUUAGCUUUGCCUGAUUUCUUUAGCAAAGAGACUAAACACAACUCACCUACUCUCUUCCAGCAGCCGCUUGUUUGUACAAACAUCUCAGGUGAGUCCAUCACGACUGAAGCGGGGUGACGCAGCUCAAGGAAGAACAUUUAUGAUCAUUACUUUAUCAUUUCCUUGAAGUAAUAAUCAUCAUAUCAUUUUGCACUGCAGACACAGUAGUUCUUCUGCCUUAGUGUCUCGGUCUGACUGCAUUUCCAUGAGGAAAUUAUCAUAAAUGUUCUUCCCUGAGCUGCGUCACCCCGCAGCAGUAGAUAGACUCACCUGAGGUCUCACUACAAACAAGCGGCUGCUGGAAGAGAGUGGGUGAGUUGUGUUUAGUCUCUUUGCAAAAGAAAUUAGGCAGAGCUAAAAAGAUGUUUGGUGGCUAGUACUAUGGCUGGGACCCUAUAUGUACUGUUGAUGAAGUUAGGUGCUGUUCUGAGCAUUAUUUGUGGCUAUAAAGUGGCUUUUUGGUUGAGUGCGUGGCUCCUCAGGCCGCUGUGUAUUGCUAUUGUGUGGUUGUUACUAAAGUUGGUAUAAUUUGAGAAGCGAGCGGUCGGCAACAUUAAUCUCUCAAGGGGGUGUCUAACUCGGUGUUACGGUGUGUUUGACCCUAAAUUAAUUUUACGCCACAACAUCCCUUAAAAUAUCUAUAAUUUGUCAAAUAUAGCCCAUAAAGGUAUAAACACAUGUUUUUGAAUACAGAGACAAACAACGCCUUCAUUAGCAAGACCUUGUUAACAAACAGUACAGUGUUAAUUUGGCUAUAAUUAGCAUGUUUAUUUAAUUACUGAACGUAUCCUCACUGUGGGAAUUAGUAUCAGAUAAACAAGAGAUGCUUGUUAAAGAUACUGAAUACACAGAAGAAGUAGUUCACAGCAGAUGAUAGCCAUGAUGUGAAUUUUAUGGUAAAAACUGCAGCUUCAUAUCUGCAAUAUACCCCAUCAGUUUAGAAAACACAAGGCUACUCCAUGUCUUAGGUAUCAGACAUCAGCAUUCAGAUCAUGGUCAGGAGAUAUGACUUGUCUGGGUCUGACAAGCCUUUGGCAUAUUGCAUGGUCUAAAAGCACAUCUGUAGAGCUUCACCUCAGGCGGCGUCAGGAUGAGCUGCUGUUGUGACAGCUGGGCCACUUUAACGGGAUGAGAUGCCCUAAUGUCCUGUAGGGGUUUGAUCUCGUUUUCUGCAAACACCUCCAGGUCAUCUCACUCUGUACGACAGGUUUGAAUUUUCCUCCAGAAGCUUCCCAUUGAUUUACAAAAUCAAAGAGGCUUGAUUCAGUUGCCGCCUCUGCUGAACGCUCUGUGUUUGCUGAACGCUCCCUCUGCAGCAGAGCAGUGCAGGAGUAUGGAGUUCUUUGUGCUCCGGUUGACUGAGAAAGGUCACGCAAUGGUAAUUGGAUGCUUUGACGACUCUUAUUUUCAGACUUUGUGAACACACAGCCACAAAAAUACCCCGACAGCCGCUCUCACAGAACUGAUUUGCUCAUCUGUGAACCACAGUGUGGUGAUUUAUACAGAUUUGACAUUAUUCGUCUUUUUUUAAAGGCUUAAAAGAAGAAAGGACGUGUUAAUAAACACUCACUUUGGAGACCAGGGGGUUCACAGUCUGUCAGCCAGCUCUGCCAUGUUAUUCUUGGCGUUGCUGUUCAAGUAUGUUUGGGUAGCAACAAGCUGGACUGGCUGAGAGGUCAUUUAUAUUCCACAGGGGAGGUGGGAUAGAUUCACAGAAUGACAAUUGUGCAGGUAACUAGAAACUGACACCUAGCAGAGAAAUCCUAACCCUCUCUCUUUAUGUGUUUUUCUCUGCUUCUCUACAUGUGCGUGUGCAGGGCACUAGGGACACCCCGAGCGCCCGGGCGGCUCAGCUGGGCCCCCAGACUCUUGUCAACCUCUUCAAUUCCCCUCUUUACUCUGAUGUCAUUUUCAUGGUGCAAGGUGGGUCCAUGCUAAUAUAUGUUUUUGAGGUUGUCACAUUUACAAAUGAAUGCAUCGUCACACAGCGGAGGAAGCCUGCAUUUUAUACCCAUCAUUGAAUUAUGAUCUCAGUCCAGGGCCUGGUCACCCAUUUGGAUGCUAAACAAGAUAAAAUGGUCUGAGGAACGGGCAGCCUUCCGCGCCUGUCAUGUCUCAUCUCACCAGAAGCUCCUCCGUGAGCUCCAGUCAGCCAAUUCGCUAUUAAAGGAUCAAAUUGAGAAAUGCAGAAGUAAUGCCUCAAAGCUUCAUCUCAAUCAAUAUUUAUCUCAUCAAAAGUGCAGAGAGCUAUUCUGGUCCUGGCACCUCUGAGCAACUCUGUGACUCUUGGAGGUCACAGAGAAUUUAGUGAUAUUUCAGCCUUUUUUGUUCUUGUAUUCUGGCAUGUUGAUGGAGUGAAGUAAGGGAGCUGUCACUUACUGUUAAUAACACUUAAUGACAGCAAUUAUGUCAGGAAUUUUGCUCAGAUUGUUCAUGUCAUUUGUUUCCUGUUUAUUUAAAUGGCCCAUUAUGAGAGAUCACAACAUGCCACAUUGAAUUAGAUAAGUCUUCUACACUGCGUCGAAAGAGACAAGUUAGAUUUAGAGGUGGGGUCGGCAGGAUCUGAGGAAGUGCCACUUUGUGGGAGAAAUCUUGAACGUAAACACUACCUCUUCCAACCAGUUUUCCAUUCAGCUCCUCCUCUUUCCUCCCUCUCUACUCCAGCAAGCCCCGCCCACAAACAGACGCUCCUGCUCGCUUGUAUCGUUCCAAUUAAAUUCAGAUAGAAUACAGCUAAAUACUUAAGAUAAUUAUGAAUGGGGCCUAGUCAACGUGAAAGUAAAAAGCAUUGGUGCUACUGUAGAUGCCAACAGACUACCAGCAAACAUGAUGUUUGCAGGACUUCUAAACCUAGGAUAAAAUGACAUACUCCGGGACUCGAGGUAAACAUUUUUGCAGCGCUACAACACGCAGCAGGUCCUGUUUGACAAGAAACACUUCUGUUACAGACACUGGGCUUACUUUGUUAGAGCAGUUUACCUGUCCAGCAGAAAGGUUACAGGGUCUGUAAGCAUUUACCAAUGUUUAUGCUAGCUCCACUGAUGUUGACCCGGGUUUUUAGCUCUUGUCCGGUCUACCUCUGUUUUAAACCCCGUUCCGCCAGAGUCUCAGGUAUUUACUUUGUUUUCGUGCAGUCCUGGCCAAAUGAGGAUUUAGACAAUUUUCUGUACUUUCUGGUUGGUUUCUACUGUCCGAUAUUGUAGCACGCUAACUUUGUUUGGGCUCCUGGAUGACACAGGGGCGCAGCGUUAGCCUCACAAACAAUCAGCACUAAGGAGCAGCGCCGGCCUCACAACCAAUCAGGUUGGGGGAGGCGGGGAAUGGCUUUGUUUACAGUCAGAAAGAGCGGACCGCUCAAAAAAUUUAAAAUGUUGACUACACAGACAUAAGAGAACACAGCGAUAUUGUUAUAUUAUCAAACAUCAUCAAUAACUAAUUGCUAUUGACAGAUAUUAAAAGCUUUUUUGUAUUUACACUACAAAAAAGAUGCUUCUUUAACGGAAUCCUGCCUACCCCAUCUUUAACAAGAGUGUUUGAGUUCAUUCAAAUUGUUCUAAGAUAACAUGUGAUGUGAAACAGUUCUGUUGAGAUCCAAUGAAUUAAUCAUAAACAGUCUUUAAUCUCAGGCAUUUCUCUCUGCUGCUCUUCAGGACUUUUCAAGAAGCUUCCCUCAAAUCUUACAUGUAAAUUUUGCAUGUCCGUGUGUGUGUGUGUGUGUGUGUGUGUGUGUGUGUGUGUGUGUGUGUGUGUGUGUGUGUGUGUGUGUGUGUGUGUUCAAGGGAGUGUAUUACCAGCUCAUCGAGCAGUGCUAGUGGCACGCUGUGACGUCAUGGCGGCCAUGUUUAGCGGGAAGUAUGCAGAAGCUCGGAGCCGAGUGGUGCCCAUCCAUGGUGUCUCCUCAGAUACCUUCCUGUCUUUCCUGGAGUACCUCUACACUGACUCCUGCUGUCCUGGUGAGUUUACUGCACACAGCGCAGACGUACACAAGUUUAGUAGUACUCAAAAGUAAUGAGAGGAUGGUGGCAUGUCACACUACAAAUGAAAUUGGUAUUUUGUGUGCUAAUCCAACCCUGAAGCGGAUGAUUUUGCACAGUAAUUGAUUGCUGUGGGAAACCCUCACUCAGUAUGUCAGUUUAACCUGUUUUCCCAUAUUACAGCCAUAAAAUGGGGUUUGUGUUGUUUAAUAAUGAAAAAUCAUUAAAAAUAGACGCUCAUCGGGUUUGUGACUGGGAUGAAAGUGGCUUUAAAUGCCAUUAAUCUGAUCAACAAAACAACACAGCCUGUUUCAGAGGGAUGGUGGACCUUUGAUUUCAGUUUAAUCAAAACAGAAAUAAAACACUUGAGAGGUACAGUGGUGUUUUCCUGCAGGCCUCGCUCAAAACACAGACCAAAAACAAAAGCACAGAUGACAAGUGGCGACAACCAUCUGUGUGACUACGACAUGCUGCCAGUGUGAGUCUCUGGAGGAAUGCAGAGAGAGAGAACGGCACUGAGCUUAAAAUUAAAUUAGAUUCAGAGAUGACAAAAUCAAGCGGUGGCAUCACUGCCUCAUCUGUUUUUAAUGGUGCCAGCUCACGGCCCCUGACAUGAUGUUCUUUUUUCUUCCUCUAUCACUAUCCGUCACUCUGCAAGCUGCAUUUUCAAAGUCAUCAGCGCAGAUAAUUCUCUCUGAAGAUGAGAGCGAGCGUGUUUUUUAACCUCAAAGAUGCAUUUGGUAUUACUUAUUCUUUGACACUGACUCAAGUGAUGUCAGCUCAGUUGAUACUGUUAAUCUCACUGAGUACCAACUCUUUCGCUGCCGCUCCCUUCCCACUUGGUUUUUCAGUCAAACAUAAAACUGGUUCUUUCAAAUAUACAUGACCUGAUGUCAGGAGUAAGCACAACACUAUGAACCCCCUCCCAUCAAAAGGAUUCUGAACAGAGUCAUGUUCUUCUCCAUGUAAAGGAGAAACACUAACCAAGUUUAGAAAUACGAACAGGACAAGCUGCACCAUCUUUGAGGCUUCUGUUGUAUUUAUUUUGGGUAUUUCUGCCCCCUAGUGCUAAAAGAUGACAUAAUACGGCUUUGAAUGUCAAGCUUAUGCAGUCAUGUCUUAAGGGGCUUCAGUAGUAUUGUGCAUUUGUGCAUGUGUAUUUUCAUAGUGGCAACACAAGAAACUGUAAAAUCAGUUGAAUCUAUUUGAUUACAGAUUAUUAGAGAAUAGGCAAAAAACAUUUCACUUUAUAUUCAUGAUAAAAUUGCGCAAAACUUUAUUUAACAAUUGCUGAAUUGUGGAGUCAAUUACAUCAUCGGCAGCCAUCUUCAUUUCUGGUAUUAUUAUAUAAUGAAGCUGCUGAAUGGACUCUGUACAAUGUGGGAUAAUCCAUUUUGAAUGAGCAGCUAGUCGUAUCUGGCAAUUUCUUUAUUAGGCAGCAUGGGAUGUUUUGGUGAAAAAACACAUAAAAGACCUUAAAAAGUAGCUUUAAGAUCCAGCUUAUGUGUAAGCAGGUAGUUUCAAGAGGCUCAGCUUCAGGUUGAGUCAUGGGAGCAGAAAAGCAAUAAAAAAAAAUAACUCCAGAGGCAGAAGCUGCUGCACUGUUACAUAAGAGCCUGACACUCAAGGUCAGAGCAAGGUAACUGCACACAUGUCCUCAAAAAUGAAGGGUGUGAAAUCAAAGGGUAGUUUUUAUAACAUGUAGUCUGAGUGUAAUACUUUGUCACUGCUCAUUAAUGUCUGCAACAGUGCUGCAGCCUGUUAAAGACACAUGCUGGGAAUCAUGUGGGGUGAAGGAUGCUGAGGCUGAUGGACACAAACAGCAGGAAUCAAGUCGGAUCAGGAGUGAUUUGAUUUGACAUUUUUGACAUUAUGUAACAGGACCGACUUCGCUUCUUUGAUGCUUGUUGCAUGUGCGUAUGUAAGGAUGUAAACUAACAGCUCGGAAAGAGCAACAGUAAAUUAUUCAUUUGUUCCAGUCUGAGUGAUUUUAUUGAAAGCACUGGGCUGAGAUUUAGACCAUGUGAGGAUGCGGAAAUUAUCGGAAAUGGGAAGUUACUAACGAGGUUUGCGUGAAAUCAGACGAAUAUAAAUAAUGAUGUAAAAUCUGAGCUGUUAAAUGAAAUGGCUGAUUAUUAACCAUGUAGCCAGUAUGUGAGCUCAGUAUAGCUUCAAAAUUAGACAAGGAGGAUGAAGUAUUAGGCCAUGAAUAAUUUAUGAUCCCUAGGUUCAGAUCAGGAGUGUAUGUGGUGUGAUGUUUUUGAGAACAGAUGAAAGUGGUUAAAUUAAAAAAAAAAAAAGUACUGCAUCAAGCAAACAGUAAACAAUAUUUGGGAUUAAAGUUUGGAGACAAGAACCAUUUCAAUAUUUAUGGUAAUUUUCCUCUUUUUUGUUUCCACCAACCCAUGAGGUAAAUAUGCAUACUUCCAAGCUGCCUAAUGCUCUGCCGUGCUCAGCAUCUAGUUGCUAGUAGUCGCUGGUAGUAUGCUUCAAGUUUUUAGAGUUUUGUUUUAAAAACUUAAAACAUAAUUCUGAGAGGGCCUAUGUUGUGCAAAACUUAAGGAAGGUGUGUAGUGAAGGAAUUGAUUUCUGCUGUUUGGCCUUUACAAUCAAUACUUUCCCAAUCAUUAUUUCAGUUUAAACUUCCUCUUGUGCUGAAUUAAUGUUUUUCUUUUUGGUCCAUCUGGAAGAUAAUCAAGUUUCAUACUGAGAAACCCAAAUUGAAAAUGCUGUCUCAGCACUGUUGACUGUGUGUAAAUAAAGCAUCUCUGAGUUUACUGUCAGCUAAAGUUUGAGUCUAAAAAUCAAACAGGAAAAUGGAGUAAAAAACUUUACUUUACUGGUGGUUUUGAUUCCUUCUGGAAGCUAAAAAAAAGCUUUUGUAAAAAGGUUAAAUAGGCAUUUCAUUUAAGAAUUUGUGUCUUGCAUGUGCAACAUAUCAGAUGGUUUUGUGUGUGUUUGUGUGUCCAGCCAGUGUGCUGCAGGCCAUGGCAGUGCUGGUCUGUGCCGAGAUGUACCAGGUGAAGCGUCUUCAGCACCUGUGUGAAGUAUGCGUGUGUGCUUACCUUCAGAGCAUGCCCAGUAGAGAGCUGUCAUCAACAGGUAUCAGCGUGAUCCGACUACUCCGCCGGGCAAAGGUGAGUGAGUGAGUGAGUGAGUGAGUGAGUGGCUUAAAUGGAUAGGAGAGUUUGAUAAACAGCAUAUACAGAAAAAAGCUUGUAUGCGACACCCAAAGGCAUGUUGUGUUUAAAGGGAUAUUCCGGCGUAAAAUUAAGUCAGGGUCAGACACAUCGUAACACCGAGUUAGACACCCUGUUGAAAGAUGAAUGUUGCUGAACGCUUGCUUCUUUAGUUAUACCAGGUUUAGUAACGACCACAGAUAGCAAUACAGAGAGCCACGUGUUUAACCAAAAAGCCAUUUUUUUUUAAUCAUUUCCUUGAAGUAAUAAUCAUCAUUUUGAUAAAUUUGCAGUGCAGACGCGGUAGUUCUUCUGCCUUAGUGUCUCGGUCUGAUUGCAUUGUUAUGAGGAAAUUAUCAUAAAUGUUCUUCCUUGAGCUGCGUCUUCCCGCUGCAGUCAAUGGACUCACCCAGGGGUCUCUGUACAAACAAGCGGCUGCUGGAAGAGAGUGGGUGAGUUGUGUUUAGUCUCUUUGCUAAAGAAAUCAGGCAAAGCUAAAAAGGUGUUUGGUGGCUAGUGUUAUGGCUGGGACUCUAUAUGUACUGUUGAUGAAGUUAGGUGCUGUUCUGAGCAUUAUUUGUGGCUAUAGAGUGGCUUUUUGGUUGAGUGCGUGGUUCUCUGUAUUGCUAUCGUGCAGUCGUUCCUAAAGUUGGUUUAACUAGAGAAGCAAAUGGUCGGCAACAUUCAUCUCUCGACUGGGUGUCUAACUCAGUGUUACGGUGUGUUUGACCCUAACUUAAUUUUACACCGGAAUAUCCCUUUAAGGAAAUGUAGAUGUCAGUCAAAAUUGCUCAUAGCUGUGUUUCUUUUCAGCAGCAAUCUUACUCUUUUGACUUGCAUUAGUUGUAAGCCUCAAUCUGCAUCUCAUUGUUCAUGGUCACCUGUUGAAAAGUGUUAAUACUUCAGAGACUCUUGAUUCUUUGACAUAUCUGUGUUUUCUGUGAUUUUGUCAGUGUCACAAUGCAGAGCAGCUGUACAUCUGGCUCCUUCACUUCAUCGCCAACAACUACCUGAUCUUCAGUCACAAACCUGACUUCCUGGAGCUCUCAGGUCAGUGUGUGGACAUGUAAACACAGAGCAAACGUUUGCCAUAUUCAAAUACAAGUCCUGGGUAUGCAAAGUGAAGUCUGGCUGCACAGAGCGAUAGCAAAAUCAAAGUGCUGAUUUCAGCUUUGAGUGGGCUGCAGAUUUCAUUCAGGGAAUAAUGAAGUCCAAGUGCCUCCAGUCUUUGCUGAAUGUGUUUUGUUUUCCAGAGUAUAAGUAGGUUAGGCUCCUUUUGUCUCAGACAAGGAAUGUGAAUGGAAGGCUAGCACUUAUUUUUGUCGAAUACAAAGGUGGAUCCUACUCUAAUUUUCUAUUAGAGUUGCCUGAUUAGGGCGUUGGCGUGAGUGCAUGGUCAUGAAGUACGUGCUAACCUUUAGCCAUUUCUGCUUUAGCUAACAUUAAAGUAUCAUUCAGAUGGUUUAUUCCUUUAUUCCUAUCACGACAAACUGCUCCAAUCCUUUAAGCUUAUCUCUUUAGGGACUGAAAAAGGAAAUGUGUGUUCAAAGCAUAGACUAUGUAUUAAUGUGGAUGAUCACAGACAGUGAGGGUUUCAUUUUCUCUUUUGAUGUAUUUUCUGAACUUUCAAUAUUGAACUUAAUCUUGAAACCUUUGGAAACUUUUUAUUAGUUAUUCAGUUAUGAGGCAAUGUGGCAGUUGGCUGUUAGCCCCCCAAAUAAAAAUAAUGCAUCUUUAUAGUUAGGGCUGGGCAAUAUGGGAAAAAGUUUCUCACAAAAGUUUUUUUUCACAUCAGUUGAUAUCGAUAUAUAUCAUGAUAUAAAAAUAAAAUUUAACAGUGCUAAUUAGUAGCAUGUCUUUUGCAAUACAACAAGCUACUGCAUCUGUGAGGCGUUUGUGUCUCUUCGACCUUUUGUCAUAAGGCCUUGCGCUGUUAAAGUGCUGUGGUUGCGUGUAGUUACAGCCUGCAACUACACAGUUGUUUGCUACUUUGUGCUAAUUCAGCACGAUUGGUUCAGCCAGAAGUGGACCCAGAGAAACUCCCCUUUUCAUUUGCUAUUUGUUAGGUGUGUGAGAAAAAAAUCAAUUCACAUAAGUAUUGCAUUUUUUUUUCUUUUUGUUUGUUUUACAAUUUUUAAAUCAAUUCAAAAAUAUUUUUUUUUAAAAUUAUUAUUUUUAAUUAUUAUUAUUAUUAUUAUUAUUAUUAUUUUUUUUCAAAUUUAAGAAUACAUCUCUAAAACUGACUUACAUGUGAUGUGUAUUUUUUGGGGAAAUAUGGUUCCUGGAAUAGUCACUAGACAAUCAUAAUCAUUCAACUGUUUCACUGGUUUUGAAAAUGAGGCCAAAAAAUGAAAAAUCGGCAAUAUCGUAGAAUCUUAAAUCGAAUCAGCGUCCAAAAAAUCGUAAAGCAUCAUAAAGUAAAGAAAAGCAUAUCGUCCCAGCCCUACUAUUGGUUUAUGCACCUAUUAGAUUCAUAUGCAGUUAAUUGGCCUGAUAAGUACCCUUAAAGACAGGCUAAUUAGAAAGACUAACAGCGACUGGUUAGAAGCAGUAGCAUGUUUUAUUGACAUCAUUACUCACACAAACAUGAAUCAUUGGACGGGAACAGAAGGGCACAAAUAAAGUCAAAAGCCAGAGUGAAUAUGAGGCACAUGAUCGAUCUUCUUCCGUCUUCUGCUGCUCUGCAGUGUAAACAAAAUCAUAUCAGAUAUUUCAACCUUGUUGGCAGUGGUAAAGGCAACAAUCCCCAGGGUUCCUAUGAUGUGUGUUUUUGUGACCAUGUGCCAAGUGCAAUAAAUCUUUGUGUAAUAUUUUGAGCAGCAAAUCUUCCUUCUUGUGGUUGCGAUAGCAGCAGAGCACGGCUGUGAUAUGUGUGUCUGUGUUGUUCUAGAGGAGGAACGGGAGCAGGUGGAAAGGUUGCGCUGGCCGUCCAGAGGCUACCUGCAGGAGCUCAGCGAGUACCAGCAGCGGAGACGCAAGCUACGCAAGUCCCGCUGCAUAGUCAUGUGA
Xyrichtys novacula (pearly razorfish) is the source of this 24896-nucleotide messenger RNA. The record is from the annotation of a GenBank genome assembly. NCBI's taxonomy places the organism in Eukaryota, Metazoa, Chordata, Actinopteri, Labriformes, Labridae.